This is a messenger RNA of Lolium rigidum, 755 nucleotides long. Its product is annotated as DNA-dependent metalloprotease dvc-1-like. Gene Ontology annotation, cellular component: nucleus. Lineage: Eukaryota; Viridiplantae; Streptophyta; Magnoliopsida; Poales; Poaceae. The transcript has 6 exons. Bases 51 to 731 code for a protein of 226 amino acids. Gene Ontology annotation, biological process: DNA damage response. The record is from RefSeq and is a predicted model, not a curated record. Gene Ontology annotation, molecular function: single-stranded DNA binding; polyubiquitin modification-dependent protein binding; metalloendopeptidase activity.
AGAGAGAGAGAGAGAGUUCUUGCUGCUGCUUCGUCCUAGCAUUGGAGGCCAUGGGGUUGGGGGCGGAUCCGGACGACGACGACGGCGAGAACCCGGACGUGUGGCAGCUCUUCCGGCACUACGACAAGCUCUACUUCCGCGGCGUGCUCGUCGACGCCGGCUUCUCCGUCGAGUGGAGCCAGCCGCGAAUGAAGACCAUCAGUUCUUUCGGAUCAUGUUCCUUUGGAGAGAGCAAUACAAUAACUCUCUAUGAGCCAAUUCUGAAAUAUCGCACAAAUGCUGACCUGAAGAACGCCCUUCUGCAUCUGAUGAUUCAUGCUUUUUUAUCUGUGAAGUGUGAUGCUAAGGGCAUCUGGGGCCAUGGUCCUGCUUUCCGUGGUUGGAUGCAUGCUCUCAACACUUGCUCCAUUGAUGAUCGCAUGAGACCAACUUGUGGCUACUGUAUUACCACCACCCAUGAUUUCAGUCCGGAGAAAUGUGGCAGUAUGCAGGGUUUUUGGUGGAAGUGUGAAUCUUGUGGGGUUACACUUUUGAGGGCCAAGAAGCUGGGGCCUCCAUCUGAUUCCUGCUGUAUUGAGAAUGUUAGCCAAGAUGCAACAUGUGGCAACAUGCUUUGCAACUGGCACAACCACAAGGUGGACUGUGGUGGUACAUAUGUGGUGACCAAAUCACCAGAGACACCAGGUCAACAGAUGGUUCAAAAAGGUACAUGUCUAAAUUCAAAUAUCUAAUAUGCUGUUCGUUAUAAGGCUCUG